GAGGGAGGGAGGGCGGUGAGGCCUCAGCGGGAACCUCGGGUUGAUUUCGUGGCCUGGAGUCCAACCGCCGGACACGGGCUCGGUGGGCGGCGCGGCACCGACAGCGACGCCGAGAACCAGAUGAAUGAAGCAUUGGUACCCAACUGCAGUAUGGGUGGAACUGGAAAAGAUGGACAAUAUUUUGUGGUGCUAAAGGAAUUCUUGGCUGACAAAAAGAAGAUUCCUAAAGGUUCAGUGGUCCGAAAGAUUAAAGAACAUUAUGUGGUUCUGGAUCUAAAUAAGCCACUAAUGAAUCUAUCACAUGAGAAGGCAAAAUAUUUGAAAGAAAUCAGCAAAGAUGAUGCGGAAAUGCUUUUUGAAAUUUCAGAACCUUUUCAACGAUAUGAGCUCUUUCAAAAUGAAAAACUCUUUAAAUCUAUUGCCCGAAUAAAAAUUCAUGACAUAGUUCAAUUAAAACCCCCCAAAGGUCCACUCAUGGGAAUUGUGAAAAAUGUUAAAGGUUCUGAAAAAUCACAUGAACUGCUGACUGGAUUGCUUUUUGAAGUGGAGAUCCUGCCUGAAGACCGUAAAACAAGGCAAAAGGGUAAAGUCAUCAAUGUUGAUGCGGGAGAUAUUCUAAUUGCACAUAAUGCUGAUGAAGGAGAAUCAGAAAGUAUGAAUGAAAAUUAUACCAAACUACACUGUGAUGGGAAAUCAGGUCCAUUUCUUACUGAGAAUGAGGAACUUGAUCUAGAAGUUGGCUCGAUGGUGCAAGUAAAAUGGUUGAAUGGUGCUACAGUCUAUGGCGUUAUUAGAUGGAUUGGGGUUCCCAAAGGUUUGAAAUGUGAUUUUGCGGGAAUUGAAAUGGACUAUGGAUUAAACGAAGGUACUGAUGGAACUCUUCAUAAAGAGCGUUACUUUAGUUGUGAUCAAUACAAAGCCAUUUUUGUGGAGCUAACCAACUGUAAACCCGAUGCGCGCUUUUUAACCAGGACACCAACCAAAAAGCCAACCACUCCGCAACACGUACCACCAGAAGCUAGGAUAUUUGGUGAAGAAAUGACCAUAAAUGAGGAUGUCCCACCAGUCCGAGAAGACGAAGCACUACGUCUGAUGAAAGGGAGAAUGAAGGGGAUUCAGGGGCAUUAUAACUCUUGUUAUUUGGACGCCACAAUUUUCAGCUUGUUCACAUUCACGCCAGUGUUGGAUAGCAUACUUCAUAUGCCCCUAAAACAAGAACAUGAGGUGAACAUUCAGCGUACACUGAGGGAAGGCAUAAUUAACCCAUUGCGAAAGACUGGAGUUGUGAAUUCAGACAAAGUGAUGAAGCUGAGAAUGUUGCUAGGAAAUCAUACAUUCACUUCAGACGAGAAAGAUCCAGAAGAAUUUAUCAGUGUCCUACUGCAUGAAAUUCUGGCAAUUGAUCCAUUGCUAAAAAUAAGGUCAGACCAGAAGGUUCAGGAGAGCAACUGCUAUCAGAUAAUCCUAGAGAAAGAUGAAGAAUUGAAAGUACCAUCAGUACAGCUGCUGUUGGAGCGGUCUUUCAUCUCUUGUGGCUUGAAGUUUGAAGAAAUCCCAUCAUGUCUUUUAAUUCAGAUGCCAAGAUUUGGGAAGGAAUUCAAAAUGUUCCCCAAAAUCAGGCCAUCCCUGGAGCUAGAUAUCACUGAUUUGCUUUCAAACACCCUGAGACAUUGUUUCAUUUGUGGAGGAUUAGCAGAAUAUGAAUGUGAUCAAUGCCUUCUGGACCCUAUUUUUAAACAAGGACUAAUAAAACAGUACUGCAACAUUUGCAAUAUGCAGGUUCAUUCUCACAUAAAGCGGAAGGAGCACCAGAUCAGAAAGUUCCCAAGUCCAAAUAACUUCUCGGUCAAGCCUCCUUUUCCACGACACAAGAUGGAACUGUUUGCAGUACUUUGCAUCGAAACCAGCCACUAUGUUUCAUUUGUGAAAUAUGGGCCAGGGAAACGAUCGUGGGUUUUCUUUGACAGCAUGGCCGACCGAAUUGAUAAUGAGAAUAUUCCAGAAAUAACAGAUUGUCCACAAGUCGGUGAUUAUUUAAUGAUACCAGAGGACGAGCUGCUUCAUACAGACCUAAAGCAGCUUGAUGGAUUGGCCAAAAGACUCUUCUGCGAUGCCUAUAUGUGCAUGUAUCAGAGCCCCAAGAUGUGCUUGUAUAACUAAUGUGCAACAGAAACUAACCUGAUGGUAAACCAGCAGCUUAUAAGAAGUAAAUGGCAAUGUGUUUUCAGAGUUUUAUAUUUUUGUGGAGCGUUGCAUUUAAAGAAAAAUUACACAGGAGUUCAAAGCUAUAUAGCCUUUCAGUUUUCACUUGAAAAUGAAAUUCAUGGUUUUCACUAAAUGUGUAGAAAAUAGAAUGUAAUGUGCAAACAUUAGAAUGUGCAGCAUAAUUCUGCCAUGUUCAAUACGCAAAAGCAGAUGCACUUAGCCAUGGCAGUGUUGACUGUUUAAGCAACAGAACGACUUGGGUAACCGCUCAACUAUAUUUGGAAAGCUAUAUUCUGUCAGAAGUGCAGUAAUUUGAGUUGAACUAUACAUAAAUAUUAUAAUUACACCUACACAGGCACGUGUUUGUUUGUGUGCACUCAAUGUACUAUUGUCACAUUCCCAUAAAUGUACUUUUACUAGGAAUAAUAGAUGUAAGUUGGACUAUGGAAUUUGGCACCAACUAAAAUAUUAAUGAAAACUAACCUUAACCUGACUUGCUGUAAAUCAGCAAAUUAAUUUAAUCACUUAAAUAAUGCUUUAUAUUAAUUAAAUUAAUAAGGUUAAAUAUGGUUUGUGGUAGUUCAGGUUUGAUGUUCAUGGUUCCUUUGCGGUGAACCAUCUUAUUGCACUUUCAUCAAUCGUAAGUUCUACAAGACAGGUUUAUGUUGUAAGAGUAUAAAGGAAAUUAAUGUUAUAUCAGCAGUUCUUAAGCAAAAACAAUGUGUGUGUGUACUUUUACCUAAUUUGUAAAUUAUAUUAUUGAAUUUAUAUUACUUAUGCUACACAAACUAUUGCACUAAGGUUUGUAUUAUUUCAUGUUAUUUCAUAUUUCAUUCAGGCAGAUUUGCAUUUCUGAUUAGCUGCUGGACAGCUUGUUCAUGCUUUUGCCUUCAGAUUGAUUGCUUGUAAAAAAAAAAAAAAUCAUGUCCUCCUGGGUAAGAUUCCAAUAAUUAUACUGUGCUAUUUGAAAUGUAAAUUCUUUUAUAAAAAUAUAAUCUGGGUAUAAAAUGACACUUGCUUUAUUCAAGUGAUACAACAGCCUUUGUAGAUUAUCUUUGCACGCUGUAAUUCGUCACGUUUGGUAGUAUUUCAAGGCAGGUGGAUUCCAGAUGUCUUGUACAACUCAGAGCAAUGUAUUCUUAAGGAUCAGCAAAAUAUUUUCUGAUACUUACACCUGGAUUAUUGAGCACUCUGCCUAAUACAUUGAUAUAGUGGGAGUUGGGGGUUGAGAAUGUAAGCAACAAAUUGAAACUUCCCUUAUUGUUUUUGUAAUGCAUAAUGGUGGGGGUAUGAGUUACUGAGCGAAAAUGAAACACUUUACGGGCUUGUUGCUUUUCUUUAGAGGAAUUUAAUUGUCACUUGGUCUUUUUAAGAUGCUGUUUUCUUCCGCUAAAGCAAUUACAAUUGUGUAUAUAAAUACUGUUAUCCUGUAAUUUUACAGUGAGAUUUUAUUUUGGUGAUACAUAUGUACAUAUGGUGUAUCUUGAUCUUUAUAUUCUAGAUUAUACUUGUAUUAAAAUGCUUUACCCAGA
Messenger RNA from Callorhinchus milii (elephant shark), 3737 nucleotides. It is a transcript of the gene cyld2, whose product is annotated as cylindromatosis (turban tumor syndrome), b. Gene Ontology annotation, biological process: protein K63-linked deubiquitination. Lineage: Eukaryota; Metazoa; Chordata; Chondrichthyes; Chimaeriformes; Callorhinchidae. The transcript has 14 exons. The record is from RefSeq and is a predicted model, not a curated record. Gene Ontology annotation, cellular component: cytosol. The coding region runs from base 121 to 2160 and encodes 679 amino acids. Gene Ontology annotation, molecular function: cysteine-type deubiquitinase activity; K63-linked deubiquitinase activity.